GGCCAAUUCAUACCUAUAUUUCACGUAUCCCAUCAUGUCAUUUCCACAGUAUCAGUAUUUCAACGUCUCGAGCCCGGAGAAAUGGGUCGCCCAUGUCGAGAUCAACCGUGCUGAGAAGCUCAAUGCAUUCUCGGAACCGAUGUGGCUUGAGAUACGCCGUGUGUUUGAGAACCUGUCAGAUGAUGCUGCGGUCAGAUCCAUCGUCUUCUCCGGGAGCGGCGACAAGGCCUUUUGUGCCGGUCUCGAUGUUGAUUAUGCGGCUACACCUGGGUCCUUUUUCAACCCGGAUUCCAAGGACAAAGCCGAUGCUGCUCGAUAUGCUGCUCGUGUGAGGAGGUUUGCAUAUGAGUUCCAAGACUGUAUCUCAAGCAUUGAGCGGUGCGAAAAACCCGUGAUAUGCGUUUUGCAUGGCGUUUCUAUUGGUCUAGCCGUCGACAUCGCCUGCUGUGCAGACUUGAGAGUCUGCACUUCUAAUGUCACCUUUGCGGUCAAAGAAGUCGACAUUGGACUUGCUGCAGACAUUGGAAGUCUCACACGUCUGCCAAAGAUCGUUGGUUCCUAUGCCUGGGUCAAGGAAGUCUCUCUGACCGCGAGGAAUUUCGGUGCUCAAGAGGCUUUGCGCGUUGGCUUUGUCAACAGUGUCUUUCAGACCAAGGCCGAGGCAAUGUCGGAAGCUCUCAGGCUUGCCAAAAUAAUGGCAAGCAAAAGCCCUGUAGCUGUCCAAGGGACCAAGAACUUUUUGGAUUGGUCUCGUGACCAUGACAUUAUGACAGGUUUGAGAUACACUGCUGUGUGGAACGGAGCGGCAGUCAACACAACCGAUAUCCCCGUCGCAAUGGCAUCAAUGCGGCAGAAGAAGGUUCCAACAUUCGAAAAACUCUGAUCCGCAAGCAUUAAUUUUAUCCUUCCAGAAACUCGCAAGGCGCCCUGCAUUGUAUCAUAAAAGUUGGAAUUUUGGCAUUUUCCAGAAUCUCUAAUUCGAGAAGCUGCAGUUUUUGUCUCUAGAUAGGUAUACAGGGUUUCACUAGAUCUUGCUCCGAGAGACUUGGUCCCCGGCC
Messenger RNA from Exophiala mesophila, 1058 nucleotides. RefSeq lists its product as uncharacterized. The coding region runs from base 35 to 883 and encodes 282 amino acids. Lineage: Eukaryota; Fungi; Ascomycota; Eurotiomycetes; Chaetothyriales; Herpotrichiellaceae. The record is from RefSeq and is a predicted model, not a curated record. Gene Ontology annotation, molecular function: delta(3,5)-delta(2,4)-dienoyl-CoA isomerase activity. Gene Ontology annotation, cellular component: mitochondrion. The transcript is spliced from 4 exons.